Purpureocillium lilacinum is the source of this 1266-nucleotide messenger RNA. RefSeq lists its product as uncharacterized. Gene Ontology annotation, molecular function: ATP hydrolysis activity; ATP binding; ABC-type transporter activity. Gene Ontology annotation, cellular component: membrane. Lineage: Eukaryota; Fungi; Ascomycota; Sordariomycetes; Hypocreales; Ophiocordycipitaceae. Gene Ontology annotation, biological process: transmembrane transport. The record is from RefSeq and is a predicted model, not a curated record.
AUGCGCCUCGUUUCCGUACUGCGAAGACUCAAAACUAUCAGGCAGACGGCGGCAUCGUCCUUGCAGCAGCACGUCACCGCCGUGCAAACUCCAGAUGGCGUGCCGACUGUGCGUGCCUACGGCAUGUCUGCCUUUUUUAUAGAUCGCAUGCACGAGCUCAUCGAUGACAACACGUCGAGCAUCUGGCACAUGACACUGUGCCGCGUCAUGAUGGAUCUUCAGCUCGGGAUGUUGGGUGCCCUCUUCGUCACGUCGUCGUGCUUGGCAGUCUGUCUGGCCGGGGCGGACGCCGGUACGGCUGGCGUUGCGCUGUCCUUUGCUAUGCAGUUCAAUGCCACGAUGGCUGGCUUUCUCAAGAGAAUAGCCACUGUGGAGUCUGGUCUGAGUAGCGUGGGUAGGAUUGCCGAGUACAGCAGAGUUCCUCAGGAGCCGUCGUCGGGGAUUGAUGUGCCAGAGUCUUGGCCGUCGAAGGGUGGUAUCCAAGUGAAAGGCUUGACGGCGGGCUAUCACCCGGGCCUACCUGCUGCUUUGAAUGGUGUCACGUUUUCUAUCAAGCCUCGUGAACGGGUUGGUGUCGUGGGACGAACAGGGGCGGGCAAGUCCUCGCUCACGCUGGCGUUGGCGAGACUGAUUGAUCUCCGACAGGGGAGCAUAGCGAUCGACGACAUCGACAUCUCCACGGUCAAGCUCAACGUGCUACGCCGUCGCAUCCUCAUCAUCCCGCAGGGCCCUCAUCUUUUCGCCGGCUCCCUACGCUCGACGCUGGAUCCUCACGGAACACACGAUGACGGGACGCUCAUAACGUUACUGAAGCGACUCCGGCUCCACGCCACCACCGGCGAAGACGGCACGGACAUGCCGUUCACAAACCUGUCAUUCACGAUCGAAGACGGCGGGCGCAACAUCUCGCAGGGGCAGCGCCAACUCCUCUGUCUGGCCAGCGCUCUUCUGUCCCGCAAGAGAAUCGUCAUCAUGGACGAGGCCACGAGCGCGCUGGACAUGGAGACUGACGUGGCGAUCCAGGCGGCCAUCAGGGAGGGGUUGCCCGAUGCGACUGUCGUGGUGGUGGCGCAUCGCCUGGCUACGGUUGCGGGGUUUGACAAGGUGCUUGUUCUUGAGGACGGGAGGGCGGUGGAGUUUGGUGAGCCGAGGGAGCUGUAUCUGCGGAGGCAGCAUUUCUGGAGGCUGGUGAGGUGUAGCUCGGAUCAGGAAGAGUUGGCGGAGAGGAUCAUGGGUGGUGAGUCCUCUCGCAAUAGUUGUGAGUGA